AUUGCUUAUAAAGUGUGAAAUAGUUUCUAUUGUUAAACAAUUUAUAAACCAUUUAUCUAAUCUUGUUUAAAGAAAUGAAAAUUGGUAAAAAAAGUUUCGAAAGAAUUAUCUUUGAAAGAGUUUAACGUGUUAUUUUCAACACCCCAAAACACUUGAAGUUUUGUUUUGCUGCACCAGCAUGUUUUGGCACGCACGACAGCAAAAACCGUCAACAAGCAAUGACAACAAUACUCACACACACACACGUUCUCAAACAUUUGUGACAAACUGUCAAAACUGACAAGUAAUGUUCAUAUCAAUUUAAUACUUGCCGCAAAAACAAUUCCCCAUAUAACAACAACUACAAUAAAAACCAAAUCCUAUUUGACAAGUGCAAACGACAACAACAACAACAACAACACCAACUAAAAGAAAAACGUCAAAAUAAAAAAACAAGGAAAACAAAAUCCCUUCAAAAAAAGAAAAAAAAAGAUACUCAUCACUUCAUACCAAGUUGGUUUAACGCAUGCGACUUAAAAAAUUCAACUCAUACCAACAACAACAACAAUAACAACAACUGAAUUAUAAUUGAUGUGCAAUAAAUUUUAAAAAUCAAAAGUUUUCCUAUUAAAAAAGACUGGCUAACACUAUCUGCCCAAUCCAUGAAUAUACUUUAGAGAAUGAUUCAACAAGUCUAUGGGAACGCGGGUUGAUACUUAAAGCUCUUUUACAUAAAAAAGUACUCGAGAGUAUUUAAGUAAAUGGCCCAAAACAAUUAAAAGCAAAAAAACAAUUAAAAAUACGUUUCACAGAGUGAAGGAGAGAGCGAGAGGAAGGAACCAGUAGAAAUUGUAAAAUAGAAAAAAAGCCAACAAAUGUCAAGGCACAACAUAUACGGACACAAAAUUACAACAAGAAUAACAAUAAUAACAACAAUAACAAAAGUCGAGGUAGAAAGUCCCUAACAAACAAGGAAGAAACAAAUUUAAAAUACUACAACAGAGAAACUGUAAUAAAGAAAAAUCAUAAAAAGAAGGGACAACAAUAACAAGACAUUAAAAAAGGGACACAUAAUCAAGCCAAAGGCAUAAAAGCACAAAAACAACAAUAAAUUACAAAAAUAAAAGAGAAAAGGAAACACAAACACUUACAUAUCGCAAUUUAGAGAUAAACUAGAUAAACGGAAAGGGAGAGAGAGAAAGAAGCGAGAGCAAAAGAAACUCCUUAAAACGGAAAAAGGAAACAGUUUUAUACAUUGUGUAAUAACAAAACAUAUAUACAACAAUAACAAUGGAAUUGCUUUUAAAGCUUUAAGAGAGAGAAAGAAAAAAACAAAUUAUUAUUGUGUUAAAUAAAAUUUUAACAAAACAGGAAAACAUUACACACUCAUACUGCUACUUAAACACACCCUAACAUAUCCUGCUUCCUGUUUAAGUUGAAUAAAAAAAAGAAAAAACUAAACAAAACAAUAAAAGCUGCCAACUGCAAUUAAAAGUCCUAACAACACACACACACAACGACAUGUCACAAAAUAGUUCCAGCUAGAAAAAUAUUUUUAAAACAAGACAAACUUUCGCCUAAACUUUUUCUCUACAAAACCAAAACUUUUCUAAUCCUUUCACACAACACUCUUCCAACAUACAACAAAAACUCUAAACAAGAUGGCUUUCAUAUGGCGUCGUCGCUCCACUUCAAUAGUGAAAAUUAUUGCUGUUUUGACAGCCAUUUGGUUCUUUGUUGCCUUCUUCAUCUAUACCGAUGAUACAAGACGCGAAACCGCCAGCAAUAAAUGGAGUGCCAUGUCUCAGCAGCUAAAAAGUUUAGCCGGUGCCGGUUCUGGUAAUGCUAACAAUCAAAUCGAUAAUUUUGAGCGUGACGGUGCCGGAAUAUUUGAGGCAGGUGGUGGUUUUGGUGUUGGUAAUAAUGUGGUCUUAGAACGCAACAAUAAUGCUCAGCAUGGUGGAGGUGGUAAUGAAAUCGAUGAUGAUGAUGGUGGCGAAGGGGUGGCUGCCGAUGUUCCUAUUGCUCAACCUGAUGAACCAAAUAAUGCUGGUGAUGGUGGAGAUGCUGGGGAUAUUGAUGACAAUGCUGACAUCAAUGAAGGUGAUGAAUCGAUAUUGAAUAAUGUUGUUGUACAUCCCAACGAUAAGUAUCGUGGUAAAAAGGGCAGCAGUAAUGAGAAAUCACAUCAGGCGGUCGAUGAUGGUAAAAGUGUUUUAGCAGCCCCCUCACCACCUAAAGAUGCGCCCGGUGAAAUGGGUAAACCGGUGAACUUACCAACCAAUAUGACUUCCGAAAUGAAAAAAGCCGUCGAUGAUGGUUGGCAAAAGAAUGCAUUUAAUCAAUAUGCUUCCGAUAUGAUUUCAGUGCACAGAACUCUACCAGAUCCCAGAGAUGCUUGGUGUAAAGAACCAGGACGUUAUCUUAAGGAUCUACCAGCCACUGAUGUAAUUAUUUGUUUCCACAAUGAGGCGUGGUCCGUGCUAUUGCGUACCGUGCAUUCCGUUUUUGAUCGUUCACCCGAACAUUUAAUCGGCAAUGUAAUAUUGGUAGAUGACUUCUCCGAUAUGCCUCAUACGAAAAAACAAUUGGAAGACUAUUUUGCUGCCAAUCCAAAGGUUAAAAUUUUACGUGCACCAAAGCGUGAAGGUUUAAUACGCGCCAGACUACUCGGUGCACGUCAUGCCACAUCGCCAGUAUUAACAUAUUUAGAUUCUCACUGCGAAUGCACUGAAGGCUGGCUAGAACCAUUAUUGGAUCGUAUCGCUAGAAAUUCUACCACAGUUGUCUGUCCCGUUAUAGAUGUUAUCGAUGAUACAACACUCGAAUAUCAUUAUCGUGAUUCGGGUGGUGUUAAUGUUGGUGGUUUCGAUUGGAAUUUACAAUUCAAUUGGCAUGCAGUGCCCGAUAGAGAAAAGAAACGUCAUAAGAAUUCUGCCGAACCUGUCUACUCACCCACCAUGGCCGGUGGCUUAUUUUCCAUAGAUCGUGAAUUCUUCGAAUUAUUGGGUACUUAUGAUUCCGGUUUCGAUAUUUGGGGUGGUGAGAAUCUAGAGCUGUCAUUUAAGACUUGGAUGUGCGGUGGUACUUUGGAAAUUGUGCCAUGUUCCCAUGUGGGUCAUAUCUUUAGAAAGAGAUCACCGUAUAAGUGGCGCACAGGCGUUAAUGUACUUAAAAAGAAUUCUGUACGCUUGGCUGAGGUUUGGUUAGAUGACUAUUCUAAAUAUUAUUAUCAACGCAUUGGUAACGAUAAAGGUGAUUUUGGUGAUGUUAGUGCACGUAAAAAAUUGCGUGAACGUUUGGGUUGCAAAAGUUUCAAAUGGUAUUUAGACAAUGUCUAUCCUGAACUGUUUAUACCCGGAGAAUCUGUAGCCUAUGGUGAGAUAAGAAAUUUAGGUGCUGGCGGUCGCACAUGUUUGGAUUCACCGGCACGUAAAAAAGUUGAAAAGAAGGUGGGCUUGUAUCCCUGUCACAAUCAAGGUGGAAAUCAGUACUGGAUGCUGAGUAAAGCUGGUGAAAUACGCAGAGAUGAGGCUUGUCUCGAUUAUGCAGGACAUGAUGUUAUGCUCUAUCCUUGCCAUGGUUCUAAAGGAAAUCAGUUCUGGACUUAUAAUAGUGAGACCAAACAAAUACGUCAUGGCUCUUCCGACAAAUGUUUGGCGAUUAGUGAAAAACGUGAUAAGGUAUUGAUGGAGGAAUGCAAUCGCAAUCAUUUGCGACAACAUUGGCGUCUGGAAAACUACGAUCCUUCGAAAUUGUGAGGUUAUUUUUUUGGGAAUGGUACCCAAUUUAUACCAACCUCACUGUCGUCAUACAAACAUUGGAAAUAGCAAAGAAUAGUAAAAAAUUAUGAAAAUUAGAAUUUAAAUAAAUUUUGAAAGAAUGAAGGAAAGAAAGAUAAUUAGUUGUUAAAGAAAACGAAAAAAAAACUUUAAAAAUGUGCAAUAUUUUUAACAAAAAAAUAGAAAUUGAAAGAGAAAAGAGAAAAAACAUUAUAAAUGACUGUUGUAAAUUAAGACAUACAAAAGUUUAAGCACAAAAUCUUUUUUUAUUUCUAAACAUUUAAAUAAACAUAAUUUGUUAAUUUAGCUGGUAAUUAAUUGUAAAAUUAAGUUAAAUAUUUAAUAAUUUUUAAAAUUAUCAAAAAAAAUUAAUGACAUAUUUAAAUAGUUUUACUAUAUACAUAUAAUAACUACUUACUACAUAUUCAUAUAGUUUUUAGUUGAAUUUUAUCAACGAAAGCUUGAAAUCUUGCACAAAUUUUAGUCUACUUUUAGGCUGUUUUCUAUUUUAAAUUAAAUUGCCUAGUUUUGUAUUGUUUUAAAGGAAAGUCACGCAUGAAAGUGUCUAUUCUAAUAAUUUCUGCCAAACUUUUUUGUUUUAUUUUUUUUUAAAUCAAUUUAAUUAUAUUUUAAUUGUUUUUUAUUAUUAUUAUAUUACGAUUUUAUUAUUAUUUUUAGGUUAAUUUUAAUUUUGCAACAUUUUUGUAAAUACACAAGUUUUCUAAAUGAAAUUCAUAUUUAUGACUUAAAGUUACACUUAGAGAAAGAAACAAAUGACUAAACUAUACACCAGACUCCAGUCUAGACCUUAAACUAGACACUACUCUAGCAUAAAGUAUAAACUAGAAUGUAGUCUAGAUUAUAGACCGGGUACUAGUCUAGAAUGUGAACAAGACUUUAGUCUGGCUAGACCGUAGAUAAACACUAGUUUAGAUCAUAGACUAGAUUCUAGUCUUGGCUAUAGACUAGAUUCUUUUCUAGAUUCUAGCCUAGACUCCAGACUAGAUUAUAUGCUAGACUCUAGUCGAGACUAUAUAUAGACUAGACUCUAGUCGAGACUAUAUAUAGACUAGUCUCUAGUCUAGACUAUAGACUAGA
This is a messenger RNA of Lucilia sericata (common green bottle fly), 4859 nucleotides long. RefSeq names its product putative polypeptide N-acetylgalactosaminyltransferase 9 (gene Pgant9). NCBI's taxonomy places the organism in Eukaryota, Metazoa, Arthropoda, Insecta, Diptera, Calliphoridae. The record is from RefSeq and is a predicted model, not a curated record. Gene Ontology annotation, cellular component: Golgi apparatus.